AUGGAUGGCUUCACCGCCUUCGUCUCUUGGCCGUCUGCUCCCCUCACCAACCGCCUCGUUCUCGAUGCACUCAGGCCUCUAACACCUACCCCCACUGUCUGGGAUUUCCUGUCCAAGGAUACUGUCUCCUCGCCCGUCCGACUACUCCAAUGGGCAACAUACGAUGCGCUCGAUCACGAUCUAACCUGCUCUCACGACCCCGCUUCUAGAGUCCUCUCGUCGUCCUAUGUUAUCCGGAAAGCUCUGAUACGGAAACACUACCUCUCACGAUGUAUCCACAACUACCUGACCAAGCACCCGGAUUCUGUCCUGACCCGAAGUGUGCCCAGGACCUGGGAGCUUGAGCUCAGCUUCGCCGACGAGCUCGACGAGCUAUGGAGCGACGACCUCUAUGACUUGUCCGAGCAGGUCGAGAAGGGUGACCCGUCGAAGUGGUGGAUACUGAAGCCAGGGAUGGCUGACCGGGGCAUGGGCCUGCGCCUCUUCCACACGAAAGAAGACCUCGAAGCGAUCUUCCAGGAGUUCGAGCAGGCCGACUCGGAUGAAGAUGAUGAAGAGGGACGCGGCGAAGAAGGACAUGAUACAGCUGUUGUCACCUCACAACUGCGCCAUUUCGUGAUCCAGGAAUAUAUAUCAAAUCCCCUCCUCCUCGAUCCUGCUGAAGCCCCACUGGACGAUGCGCUCAAACCUGCUAGAAGUGAUCUUCGCGGCCAUAAAUUCCACCUCCGCGUAUACUGCGUCGCAUCUGGAGCCAUCAAAGUCUACGUCUACGAGCGCAUCUUGGCCUUAUUCUCUGCCGUCCCGUAUGUACCACCCAAGUCGGUAGACGGCGAGCAGGGCACUCCUAGCAUCGAUCUCGCCCCUCACCUCACGAAUACCUCGUUGCAGACAGAGCGCGGAGAGGCAGGCGUCCGUCUGCUCGACGAGCUCGUUGGAUGUCAUAUACUCUCUGGAGGCUCGAGCGCUGCGCCCCCAAGACAGCCGCAACGACCUCCUCGCGCCACGGGACAAGCUCUCGAUCCGGAGGCUAUAAACGCGGCGAGGAAGUCCCAUGCACGGCAUGCCACGCUCACGAAGGAGGACGUCGAAGACUUGAAGGGACAGAUCAGCAAUGUCCUUGCAGAGACGUUCAAGGCAGCCAUCGAGAUGAGCGUCCACUUCCAGUGCCAGCCGCUACCGAACGCAUUCGAGCUAUUUGGUGUGGAUUUUGUCGUAGCCCACGACUCGUCGCCGGGGGCCCUCCGGAAGUUCCAAGUGAAGCUGCUGGAGGUUAACUCAGAACCUGCGAUCGAGCUGACAGGGCCGCGCCUCACCUGGGUCCUGGAAGACUUGUUCAAAGGUAUCGCCAAGACGUGUGUCGAGCCCUACUUCAGCGCCGAGGGCUCGCCGGCGCAUGCGGUGACGGAUGCUUGGAAAGUAGGAGAGACGAAGCAGGAAUUACGGAUGUGCCUCGAUCAACAGAUACGCAGCGCAUGUCGGAGCGCGUUCGUACAAGACUGCCAAAUGGGGCGGUUCGGCAAAAGCCUAAACACGGCUUCAGCGACGUCCAAAAUGUCUACGAACACGUCCAACAUCCUCUUUGACGACAUCUUCUCGAUCAAUGACAUAGACAAGGAGGGCAAGAAAUUUGACCGAGUCUCGCGUCUGUACGCACACUCAAAAAACUAUGACAUGGACCUGACGCUCGACUACAACACCGAGCUCUUUCCUAUCCAAAGUGGCCAGUCCAUCGCGCUUGCGCUCGCGUCUUCGUUGUCGCGGAACCCACAAGGCGCGGCGGGUACGACGGAAGAUGAGGAUAAGGACCGGGACGUGUGGAGGCCAGAUGCAAAGGGGAGGAGAGGGCUGGACGACGACUAUGAGUACGUGAUGUACGGAAAGGUGUACAGGUUCGACAGUGGCUCAGGAGAAGUAGUGACGGCAUACGCGUCCUUCGGCGGGCUGCUCAUGUCUCUGACAGGAUCGUUCAGGCAUUUGACGAGCAUCGUUCUCGGAGAUCCUGUAUUCAUACUCCUGCGUCGAUGA
Dichomitus squalens LYAD-421 SS1 is the source of this 2025-nucleotide messenger RNA. RefSeq lists its product as uncharacterized. Gene Ontology annotation, molecular function: DNA-directed RNA polymerase activity. The coding region runs from base 1 to 2025 and encodes 674 amino acids. Gene Ontology annotation, biological process: protein modification process; DNA-templated transcription. Gene Ontology annotation, cellular component: P-body. The transcript has 9 exons. The record is from RefSeq and is a predicted model, not a curated record. Lineage: Eukaryota; Fungi; Basidiomycota; Agaricomycetes; Polyporales; Polyporaceae.